This is a messenger RNA of Lactuca virosa, 694 nucleotides long. Lineage: Eukaryota; Viridiplantae; Streptophyta; Magnoliopsida; Asterales; Asteraceae. The record is from the annotation of a GenBank genome assembly.
AUGAGACUCCGAUAUGCCAUGGUAUGCUCUUCAAAUCAGAAUCGAAGCAUGGAGGCUCACUUCAUACUCAAAAGGGAAGGCUUUGAUGUUUCUUCUUAUGGAACAGGCACUCACGUCAAACUCCCAGGCCCUUCUUUAAGAGAACCAAACGUCUAUGAAUUUGGCACCCCUUACAAGCAGAUGUAUGAAGAACUCAGGCGCAAAGACCCUGAACUCUAUAAGCGUAAUGGCAUACUCCCAAUGCUGAAGAGGAACUUGGGGGUUAAAACUGCACCUCAGAGGUGGCAAGAAAACAUAGCAGAUGGACAAUUUGAUGUUGUAUUCACAUUUGAGGAAAAAGUUUUUGAUAUGGUUGCUGAAGAUCUUCAUACUCGUGACCAUAUUCUUCUGAAACCUGUGUUGGUGAUAAACUUGGAAGUAAAAGAUAAUCAUGAGGAGGCUUCAAUUGGUGCUAGGCAAACUUUAACAUUGUGUCAAGAGCUUGAAGCAACUGAUCGUUGGGAAGAUGUGAUUGAUGAUGUUAUAUCUACAUUUGAGCAAAGACACAGAAGAAAAGUCGUAUACACUAUCUCAUUCUAUUGAACUAAUGUAAUGGAUUAUAGUUGACUAGUGUUCAUAUGCUACUACUACUUUAAUGUCUAUGUAAGCCAAAAUUGAUGUAAUUCUUUUGGGAUUUAAAAAAAAAAGUUGGGGU